GUUGGAUACCCAUCUGGGACCUCCUCGUCCAACGCUUUGGCUAAACAUCCAUUCAUUCUUCCCUGGGACGGGUUCGCCAUAUCAUUUACUCUACCUCGUCCCCGUAUCGCUCCCUCUCCGUUCGGUCUCUCCUGGAAGAUAAUGAGGGUGCGGUAAUCAUUGUUUCACCGCCUGCACGACCUACAACUAAACAUUGGACCUGACCCGCCCUUACUCGCCCAUUGACUCCGACGUCACUUCAACGGGGUCUAUUUCCUAUACACAGAGUGUGAGACAGAGAUUCCCAGCUGCUGCAACUACUGCAGCCCACCAUCAUGAGCUACAUGAAGAAGGAUGAGGACGCCGACCAGACUAUGAUCAAGCUGGAUCGGACCUCCGUAUUUCAAGACGCACGAUUGUUCAACACCUCACCUAUCUCCCCGCGAACAUGCCGUACUCUCCUGACCAAGAUUUCGGUGCUCCUUUUCACGGGGGAGCAAUUCCCUACAAACGAGGCGACCACGCUCUUCUUCGGUAUUUCCAAGUUGUUCCAGAAUAAAGACCCCUCAUUGCGGCAAAUGGUAUAUCUGGUUCUCAAAGAGCUUGCCAACACUGCGGAAGAUGUUAUUAUGUCAACUAGCAUUAUCAUGAAGGACACCGCUGUCGGUAGUGAUGUGCUCUACCGGGCGAAUGCUAUCCGUGCACUGUGCCGCAUCAUCGAUGCCACUACUGUACAAGGUAUUGAGCGAUUGAUCAAGACCGCCAUUGUUGACAAGACCCCCUCGGUCUCCUCCGCCGCCCUAGUCUCUUCGUACCACCUUCUCCCAAUCGCCCGUGAUGUUGUCCGCAGAUGGCAGAGUGAGACGCAGGAGGCAGCUUCGUCCUCAAAGCAAUCGACUGGAUUCCUUGGAUUCGGCGGCAGCUCUACCCACGCCGUCUCGCAGUCGAAUUUCAUGACGCAAUACCACGCAAUUGGCCUUCUCUAUCAGAUGCGCUCUCACGAUCGAAUGGCUCUCGUCAAGAUGGUCCAGCAGUACGGUGCUGCUGGUGUGGUUAAGAGCCCUGCUGCUCUUGUUCUCUUGGUGCGAUUGGCAGCGAAAUUGGCGGAAGAAGAUCAGAGCUUGAGAAAGCCCAUGAUGCAGAUGCUUGAUGGCUGGCUCCGACACAAGCAUGAGAUGGUCAACUUCGAGGCGGCAAAGGCUAUCUGCGACAUGAGAGACGUCACCGAUGCCGAGGCUUCUCAGGCUGUUCAUGUUCUGCAGUUGUUCCUGUCCUCUCCUCGGGCUAUCACCAAGUUCGCAGCCAUCCGCAUUCUCCAUAACUUCGCAUCAUUCAAGCCUCACGUGGUGAAUGUCUGCAAUCCCGACAUCGAGUCUUUGAUCUCGAACUCUAACCGCUCCAUCGCUACCUUCGCUAUUACCACACUGCUUAAGACUGGCAACGAGGCUAGUGUGGACCGUUUGAUGAAGCAGAUCUCUGGUUUCAUGGCUGAUAUCACCGAUGAAUUCAAGAUCACUAUUGUCGAGGCUAUCCGGACACUGUGCUUGAAGUUCCCCAGCAAGCAGGCGGGCAUGCUUUCAUUCCUGAGCGGCAUUCUGAGGGAUGAAGGUGGAUAUGAGUUCAAGCGGAGUGUCGUUGAGAGCAUGUUCGAUUUGAUUAAAUUUGUUCCUGAGAGCAGGGAAGACGCUCUUGCCCAUCUGUGUGAGUUCAUUGAAGACUGUGAAUUUACCAAACUGUCCGUUCGGGUAUUGCACCUUCUUGGUGUAGAGGGCCCAAAGACUUCUCAUCCUACCAAGUACAUUCGUUAUAUCUAUAACCGAGUUGUCUUGGAGAAUGCUAUCGUACGAGCUGCCGCCGUGACGGCCCUAGCCAAGUUUGGUGUUGGACAGAAGGACCCGGAGGUGAAGUCAAGCGUUUCUGUUCUUCUUACACGCUGUCUCGAUGAUACUGAUGACGAGGUGCGCGAUCGUGCUGCUCUCAAUCUCCGUCUUAUGGCCGAGGAGGACGAGACUGCGUCGCUUUUCCUUAAAAACGGUAAGCUGAGCGGAACAAGCUCCUCUGGCUUUGCUUGUUUACUGACAGGUUCAGAUUCGAUGUACUCUCUUUCUACAUUCGAGCACCAGCUCGUGAUGUACGUGACAUCGACAGAGAAGGAGACGUUUGCUGCAGCAUUUGACGUUUCUACGAUCCCGGUAGUUACACAGGAACAAGCUUUGGCUGAAGAGCGGACGAAGAAGCUCACCACCGCCACCCCCACGCUCAAGGCUCCAUCCACUGGUCCUCCAAAGGGCAAGCCCAGUGGCGUUGCCGAAGCCGCUACCCUUGCUGCCACCCAGAAGUAUGCUGAACAGCUUAUGCGGAUUCCCGAGCUCAAGGAGUAUGGUACCUUGCUUAAGUCCUCUGUCCCCGUCGAACUCACCGAAAGCGAAACGGAAUACGUCGUCACGGCGGUCAAACACAUCUUCAAGGAACACGUUGUGGUGCAGUACGACAUUAAGAAUACUCUGCCGGAUACUGUCCUAGAGGAUGUCACUGUAGUUGUGACGCCCUCUGAGGAGGAUAUUCUGGAGGAAGAAUUCAUCGUUCCUAUCCCCAAGCUUGUUGCAAAUGAGCCCGGAAUUGUCUAUGUUACGUUCAAGAAAAUUGCUGGAGAGCACAGCGUACCGGUCACAUCAUUUACAAACAUCCUGAAGUUCACUAGCAAGGAGAUCGAUCCUACGACUGGAGAGUCCGAGGACUCUGGAUACGAGGACGAGUACCAAGUCGAGGAUUUGGAUAUUGCAGGAAGCGAUUAUGUUAUUCCCACAUUUGCCGGUAGCUUCGAUCAUGUUUGGGAGCAGACUGGCGCAAACGGGGAGGAAGUCAGCGAAACCCUGCAGCUCAGCAAUAUGAAGGGCAUCUCAGAUGCUACUGAACAAUUAAUCUCCGCACUAUCUUUGCAACCUCUUGAGGGAACCGACGUGGCUCUCAGCAACAGCACGCAUACCCUCAAACUCUUCGGAAAGACGGUGUCAGGUGGCCGGGUAGCAGCCCUAAUCAAGAUGGCAUUCUCCAGCAAGUCCGGCGUUACAACGAAGAUCACUGUCAGAGCGGAGGAAGAAGGCGUUGCACCGGCUGUGAUUGCGUCCCUUUCUUGAGGCUGUCAACUGUAAAUGGUAAUGGGGGGAUUGUCAUGUCAAGAGGCGUACAUUGCAACGAGUCCUGCAUUAUGAGAUCGGACUUGCUUGUUUGCUCUUUUGCUUCUUUUUCUUUUCCUUCUCUUUUUCAAUAAUCCAGGUGUCGAGCUAGAUACGAUGUUUUACUUCUCUUUCUUCUUCGCCUAUCCCCUUUAACCCCUUCUUGUAGGCGUCCACACUGUUACCCAUCUCAUUCCUGUGAUCAUAUUUCCUUGCUGUUUGUCGUGACUAUUUCAUCUUAGUCUCUUGUAUCCCUUGUAGUUGCCAAAAGCGGUUUCAUUCAUAUUGGUCUGUUGGAUAACGCUACUUGAGUCGUCGGUUUUGGAACCAUGACAGCGAUGUGACUUGACCCUAUCAUAUGCCUAGUUUUUAUAUAGAAGAGAAACCUAUAAUAGUUGAUUUCGCUGAUACGGAGUAGUGCGACUACUACAGGUAUAUUGCUUUAUCGUCCUAUUUGAGCAACUAAGUAC
Aspergillus alliaceus is the source of this 3625-nucleotide messenger RNA. Its product is annotated as coatomer subunit gamma. NCBI's taxonomy places the organism in Eukaryota, Fungi, Ascomycota, Eurotiomycetes, Eurotiales, Aspergillaceae. Gene Ontology annotation, biological process: intra-Golgi vesicle-mediated transport; intracellular protein transport; protein secretion. Bases 315 to 3116 code for a protein of 933 amino acids. The transcript has 5 exons. Gene Ontology annotation, cellular component: COPI vesicle coat; Golgi membrane; endoplasmic reticulum. Gene Ontology annotation, molecular function: structural molecule activity. The record is from RefSeq and is a predicted model, not a curated record.